AUGCAAGUCGUGUGGUUGGAUCCGACUACGAACGAAGCCAAGGGCGUUCUGCUCGUAACUCCUGCGGAGGUUGCGGAGACGGCAACGGUGGACUCGCUCAAGAAGCUGCUGGCAAACAAGUUGCUUUUGGAAAACGACGUGAGCCAAAGGACGUUGCGGCUGCACGGCCAGCACUUGGACACAUACCUGCCAUGCUUUCAGUCCAACAUCCCCCGGUUUGGGUUUUCGUACAAGCUGGCGUCGACAGUCCAGGGGAACGCCCCCUCGUCGUCCAUUUUCGUGUCCAUGUUGGGGAGCGACGUCAUCACGGUGCCGAUCACCACCCUCAUGGCCGUCUCUGAAGUGUGCAGCGAGAUUGAACACCAAACGGGAAUUCCCCCACACGAGCAUCGCUUAAUGUUUGGAGGGGUGCCGUUCCAACACGAUCAACAUCUGUGCGACUAUGGCAUUCGUCGAGAUUCGAUGCUCCAUUUUUCGCUACGCGUGAAGGGAGGAUUGUGGUUUGUUGCGAAGGUAUUGGUUGCCUUCGCAAGGUCAUAUGGUGGGCCAAAGUGGGGAUAUGUCUACAUCGAUUGA
This is a messenger RNA of Aphanomyces astaci, 576 nucleotides long. RefSeq lists its product as hypothetical. Gene Ontology annotation, biological process: protein ubiquitination; modification-dependent protein catabolic process. Gene Ontology annotation, cellular component: cytoplasm; nucleus. The transcript has a single exon. Gene Ontology annotation, molecular function: ubiquitin protein ligase binding; protein tag activity. NCBI's taxonomy places the organism in Eukaryota, Oomycota, Saprolegniomycetes, Saprolegniales, Verrucalvaceae. The coding region runs from base 1 to 576 and encodes 191 amino acids. The record is from RefSeq and is a predicted model, not a curated record.